AUGGCUUCGUUGGACGAGGCGAGAUUGGCGGAUAAGGCAGCAAUCGUCAACAUUGAGGAACAGCUUGAAAAAGAUGAACAGGAAGAGUGGGAGUACGAAUACUCAACCAUCGAAACAGAGACAUACUACUUGACUGUCGAUCUUUCUUUUCCAGAAUUUAAGGACCGACAGCCAAGGGCGCCUCACCACAGCCGCGGCGGGUAUUACAAAACCUGGCUCGACCACAAUCCUAGUUUGAGAGGUGUUCAUGCUGAGGAUGAUGACGACAAUGACAAUGAGCCACUCCCAGAACGAGAGGCUGAUGACGACGAACCUGAAAUCGAUCCAGCACUAAGCAAUGACAAAGAUAAAGGCAAAGCAGUCGACAGAGGCGAGCCAGAGGACGACACGAGAGACGAUGUGGACAAGACACGUGAUGAGAAUGAAAACAUCCAGAUUCUUGAGCUACAUUCAGAAAAGCCGGUCAUCUCAUACAAAGGACGCACAUUCGAGGGGUCGUGGGCGGAAGUCAUUGGCACCGAAGCUAUCUUUACGGCACGCGACAGCGACCGCCCCCUCCCUGCUCUGCGCCAUCUAGAUGGAAAUAUUGAUUUUCUCGGCGCAUGUGCGUCAAGAAUCGCCACUAAAGAGACUGUUGUCAAGCCAAAAAUGAUCAGGGAGGACCCAUUAGCCGCUAUCAGGGAGGAAUGGAACAUUCGAAUUCCUGUUGGAAAAGACAGGUCGGGAGAAAGAGCUGAACAGACACGGUUCCUAGAAAACUUGAUGGCGAUCAAGAAGAGGAACAAGGAGAAGGAUCAGGUCACCGUAUGGGCUAAAGACGGCGAGGGUCAGGACUUCAAAGACAACCGAGAUCCUGACUACAAACCCAGGCGAAGAAGAAGAUUGCUCAAUGAGGAUGGAGAGGAAGUCAUUCCAAAACGUGAGAGACGACGUGCAAGUGGGCGCAGGGGCGGCCGUCCCAGACUUCGACCCGGGGUUGUUCGUGGACGGGGCCCAACGGCCCCAACUCGAUCGGCAACUAGAGAUCUGGAAAGUACUGUGCAUGAAGGGAAUAUGUCAACUCCUACUCCAAGCAGAUGGAAUGAACUGCAUGGAAGAGCCGAUGAAUACAUGGACCAUUCUGACGAUGAGGAUGACACGGACGAAGAAGAUGAAGAAGAUGACGACGAGGACAUGACAAUGGCAGAUUGA
Fusarium musae is the source of this 1191-nucleotide messenger RNA. RefSeq lists its product as uncharacterized. The transcript is spliced from 2 exons. NCBI's taxonomy places the organism in Eukaryota, Fungi, Ascomycota, Sordariomycetes, Hypocreales, Nectriaceae. The record is from RefSeq and is a predicted model, not a curated record. Bases 1 to 1191 code for a protein of 396 amino acids.